AUGAACGCACCUCCAGCUGAAGGAAGCUUAGAAAGACCAUAUCGUUCAAGAAAAACCAGACCUUGUGACAAUUGCCGACUUCGGAAAGCGAGAUGUGUCAUUGAAGUUGUAGGUAAUUCUUGUGCUUUAUGCCUAACGCUCAAGAUACCUUGUACAUACCACUUACCGCCCAUAAAACGCAGCAAACCCAAGAAAAGAUCCGACUCUAUUUCUGAUGAUCCGACUUUUGACAACCCAUCAUACGGCGAUGAUUACUUUAUUAACAACCAACCGUCUGUUCUCCGUAGCCAGCCUUCAUUGGAUAUUCCUGAAAGCACAGCUGCAUUAGCCAAAGCAAAUCUGAAAAGUCAAAGCAACCAAAGCUCUCAGAGAGUUCCUCUGAACCUGGCAGGAAUUACCGAAAUGUAUCAUACCUCUGACGAUAAAUUCGACAAGCUGGGUUUAGAUAUUUCGCUUAAUUAUCCCUAUGUGUUGGGUCCUACCUGUGAUUCUGACAUAGACUUGAUUCGUGAAUAUUUCUCCUUUGAAAACGGUGUAUGCUCUUUUGAUAAUAUGACUUUAAAGUAUGUUUCUUCAAACUCGAAAUCCCCUGUUAUGUAUAUUCUUGAUCCUGCAUAUGAGAACGACCGCCAUAGUGAUUUCGCUCGCUAUGAGCGCGCAUUGCACGACCUUUUAGCUACCCAUGUUGAUGAAACAACAGGCCGUAUACUAGUUGAUUUGUAUUUUACUCAUAUUCAUCCUGCAUAUCCUAUUCUCCAUGGGCCGCGCUUCCUUCUCUCUUACAAAAACGGUGCGAGGAACGUUCCGUCUAUUCUUUUAGCUGCUCUAUAUUCAUUAUCGCUAAUUUACUGGAAUAAAGAUUCCAGGCUUUCUAAUGUUCCCCCUUUGGAUCAGCGAAAGAUGUGGAAUUUAGUUGAAGAUGGUUUAAACUUUCAUUUUACUCAACCAAGACUAAGUACAAUACAAGCAGCUUUGUUGUAUUUAAUUGGACGUCCGCUUUCUAAUAUGUAUAGUCUCACAAGUAUCCUGUCGAGAACGACUGUUUUGUCUCAGUUGCUAGGUUUUAAUCACGAUUGUACAAACUGGGAAAUCCCAAAUGAAGAAAAAACUAUCAGAAAAAGGAUAUGGUGGGCCAUUUUUAUUGCAGACAAGUGGUACUCCAUGUAUUUUGGUUUAGCAACGAAUAUUCAUGAGGAUGAUUAUGUCGUCCCAAAGAUAAAUUCUAACGAGACUUUACCUCUCGAAAUUACUUCUUCUACGUCUUUCAAAACGUUCUUGAAAAUGAUAGAACUUAGUAUGGUACUGCAAGAUAUAUUACAAGAUUUGUUUACCAUUCGAGCCCUAAGCAAGCAUUACAAGAACAAUCGCUCCAUUUCUUACCAGAUUAGCGGAUUUUUUAGUCGUCUACAUUCCGCUCGUCCUUCUAAACUUGAAGAAUCUGGCCUUGGAGCUGCAUCACUUAGGAUCCAGUUUGACGCUGUGGAGAUUUUAUUAUGGAAAACCGCGCUUCGAUUUCAUCUGCCAGAAUUCCAGUCGGAAGAUUUAUUUACUUGUGUUGAACAAGCCAUUUCCAAUUUUAUGGAAAUUUCUCCUGAUUCAAUAACUGACUUUUUCUGGCCUUACGCUGGUUUUCAUUUUUCAACCCUUGUUUCCCUUCUGAUUCGCCUUCAUUUAGAUUUUCAUGAAAGUAAUACUUAUGGAGCAAGGGCCUUUUCCCUAUUAGAUGCUUUUUUGAGGCACUGUGUAACACUUCAUGCAGCUGGUUUUGAUAUUGUUGAAAUGGCUAUUGGCCGUUCGUCUUCUUUAUUAAAAGAGCUGGGCAAACAAUAUUCUCACUUAUCAGCUCUCCAAAGUGAUAUUUUUCAGUUGGAUGAUCCACUUGGAUCCGAUAUUUUUCAAUUGACUCAAGAACAAAUGUUUGAUCCAUGGAAUCCAGAAGCAUGGUCAUUUUCCCGGCCAUGA
This is a messenger RNA of Schizosaccharomyces cryophilus OY26, 1962 nucleotides long. Its product is annotated as transcription factor. The transcript has a single exon. Gene Ontology annotation, biological process: DNA-templated transcription. Gene Ontology annotation, molecular function: DNA-binding transcription factor activity, RNA polymerase II-specific; DNA binding; zinc ion binding. Lineage: Eukaryota; Fungi; Ascomycota; Schizosaccharomycetes; Schizosaccharomycetales; Schizosaccharomycetaceae. The record is from RefSeq and is a predicted model, not a curated record. The coding region runs from base 1 to 1962 and encodes 653 amino acids. Gene Ontology annotation, cellular component: nucleus.